AUGAAGAUGAAAUUGGUUAGAGCUUAUUUAAAGAAAAAAUCUGUAGGAGUAUUUGAAAACAGGACAGAUGAUUCUGGAAUUAUAAUUGAUGGUAAUUAUUUCAAAACAACAUAUAUGAACAGUGGAUGUCAAUUUAUAUUAGGUGGAGAAUAUGAUAGAUAUGCAGCUUAUUUAAGGAAAAUGUUAACAUCAUUCACAGACAUUGGUGUAGAAUUAUAUGUUAUUUUCUCUGGAUCUAUGAAAGCUGAUGUUGAUAAAAGGAAAGAAAUUCAUCAGAAAUUAAUGAAUAAAACUGAUUCUAUACAGCCGGGACGCCAAGAAAAUGAGUAUUGUGAGCCUACUUUUACGAAAGAUGUACAAAGAGAAGUGUUUGAUAAAUUAGGCAUUCGAUAUUUUGUCUGUGAGUGUAAUCACAGUGAAGCUCUAAUAAGUCUAGCUAUUGACUAUAAUUUGCCCAUAUUAACCAAUAAUUUCGAGUAUUGUUUAUUUGGGGUUACAUGCAUUUUACCAAAUUCAAUUGUGUUUGAUGACAAUGGCUUUAGAUGCACUGUGUACAAACCAAACCGACAACUAUUUCCUCUCUCAAUAGAUAUGAUGUCUAUUUUGUUAGCAAUAUCUGAUGAAGAUAGUUCAUACUACCAACACAUCCCUGGAAUACUUAAAUGCCAUGAGAAAUUAAUUUUUCUUUCUGCACAGCAUUGGAUCCGCAAGCAAAAUAAAAAAAGUGCAAUUGAAACACUAACUAAAUAUUUAAAACCUUCAGAUAAGCAAGAACUACUUGAAACCAUUUCCUAUAUGGAGAAACUAUUCAAGCAUAGCAGACACUUUGUUGCCAGUUCAUAUCGCAAUCGUCACGCCGUUCAUCCAACAAGGAUUGAUACCACAAGUAAAGAUUGGUUUGAAACAGCUGUGGCAAGGGGUCUGAUUGCUAUUCCGUACAUAAAUUUAAAAAAUAAUAACAGUUGUUCUGGUUCUUGGCUUAUUGUUGAUAAGAAUAGAGAUGAUGCAAUGUUAGUUGCAUUAGAUCUAAUUUUCUAUGCAUUGGGGCUGUUGACAAAUUCUACAGAUUUGAAAAUUUCUUUUAUUGGUCGUCAAUCUUCUUUAAGUAUCGUUCGGGAUAUAGAAAAGAAAUUACCAACUCGUAAAGCAUUGUAUAUGUUUAGGAGCAGCAGUGAUUUAUGCUCUGCUGAACUUUUCAGGGUUAUUAUUAAUGAGCUAAUGAAUGGAUUUGACUUUGUAACCUUGGACAGUAUUUCUAAAGACUGCCACAUGAUUAUAAUAGCUCUUGUUUACUACAGUCGUAAGAACAAAGAUUUUCAAAACGGUGUUUAUAGUAUACUGUUAUCUUAUUUCAUGUUGGGACCAAUUGGUAACAAAGUAGGUGUGUUAAAGAAAAGCAAUUUCGCGGUGACGCAUAGUACAGGCGAUAAAACUAAGGACCGAUACGUGACGGCUGCGAAUGCUUUUAUCGAUUUGUUUUAUCUAGACGGGUCACGUUUAAAAACUAUAUUUAAUCGCGACAUUUUGCAUAAUAUCGCUGAAUUUGAACAUUGUUUGCAACAUGUUAAUUUCCUGAAUAAAUUAUGCGGUGAAGUAACGAUGUGUACAAUAUAUCACAAAGCUGUAAACACGACGUUCGUUCAUAAUCUGUAUUUUACGUUAACACAAGAGAAGAACCCGUUGGAGUAUUUAAAGACCCGCUUUAAUUGUGAUUCAAUUUAUUUGGAGUAUGAAAAUUUAAUAAGGGUUUUUGAGAAAUGUGCUCAUUCAGUCAAGUAG
Messenger RNA from Pieris macdunnoughi, 1779 nucleotides. NCBI's taxonomy places the organism in Eukaryota, Metazoa, Arthropoda, Insecta, Lepidoptera, Pieridae. The record is from the annotation of a GenBank genome assembly.